ACUACUAGGCCCGUUGCCGGUGGUUACCAGGCUGUCAUAAUUCUUCAGGCCCUCAAUGGGCACCUCCAGCUGGGCUGGGAAAAAACCAAUCAGGCCAGUGACAUGUCUGAAAUUUUUUUGAGGAUCUGUGACAGGGGCCCUUGCCAUAAGGCCACCCAGAAGCCAAAGAACCUGAUGGCCCGAGAAGGGGGCACCGCAGAAGACAUGACCUCGGCCCCACUCCAGCCCCUGCUCCGUCAGAACAGCGUGCUUCUAUCAACACCUCCAACCCAAAAUCCAGCAAAAGCGGAACCUGAGAGAAUGACAAAAGGCCAGAAGGGACCUUCAGCGCUGAGUCGGAAAGAAAACCCACUGAAUAAGGAAACUGCUGUCCACACCCGGAAGGGUCUGAACCUAGUAUGGAAGAGAGUGUGCUGUGGGGAUGAAUCAGAGAGGGGCCGAGUGAUACGUCCGGAAAAUAAUGCGAUGGGGAAAGCCAACCGUCCCUGGGGGACCAUCCCCAAAGGCUUUGGGGGUUGUGUCCCCCAACCUCCUUGUUCUUACGAUAAGCAACUGGCAAGAAUGUCUAAAAGCCUGGUGGCGAAGCCAGGGGGCCUAAUCCACGCACCCCAUAUGCAAGCCAAAGGAGACCAAGCGGGGGUGCCCACCAGGGCCCCCCCUGGCACGUUCAGGACAGGAGUUGUAGGGUUGAGAAGAAGCAAAAAGCCGCCUCGCCAGACCUCCUUCUUCAAAGGGACUGCCUUAGCUGUUGCACAUGGAAACAUGGAUGUCAAAAGGAAGAGCAACCAUAAAUUUGCCAGGCCGCCAUCUCCCAGUCUGGAUGUCCUGGAGCUUGGGGACUUGAUUGAAAUAUUCCGCUUUGGAUACCAGCACUGGGCCAUCUACGUGGGGAACGGCUUUGUGAUUCACCUGGCUCCACCAUCUGAAUAUGCAGGUGCAGGCUGCGCUAGCAUCAUGUCCACCCUAACUGACAAGGCGCUGGUGAAGAAGGAGCUGCUACAGGAGGUGGCAGGGAAGCACCGCUACCGGGUGAAUAACAAGCACGACACAAAGUUCCCGCCACUGCCCAGGACCAAGAUCGUCCAGCGGGCCGAGGAGAUGGUGGGCCAAAUGCUGCAGUACAAAGUCACCAGCGAAAACUGCGAACACUUCGUCACCGAGCUGCGCUAUGGUGUGCCCAGGAGUGAUCAGGUCCGAGAUGCCCUGGUGGGGGUUAGCAUUGCAGGGCUGGGUUUGGCUGCCCUGGGACUCUUUGGUGCCGCCGUGGUCAAGAGGAAGAAACAACAGAACCAAUAACAGAACCAAUAACAGAGACUCUGAGAUUUC
Messenger RNA from Lacerta agilis (Sand lizard), 1326 nucleotides. Its product is annotated as phospholipase A and acyltransferase 3-like. Gene Ontology annotation, cellular component: cytoplasm. Lineage: Eukaryota; Metazoa; Chordata; Lepidosauria; Squamata; Lacertidae. Gene Ontology annotation, molecular function: A2-type glycerophospholipase activity; glycerophospholipid phospholipase A1 activity. The record is from RefSeq and is a predicted model, not a curated record. Bases 103 to 1296 code for a protein of 397 amino acids. The transcript is spliced from 5 exons. Gene Ontology annotation, biological process: N-acylphosphatidylethanolamine metabolic process.